Messenger RNA from Caenorhabditis sp. 36 PRJEB53466, 2087 nucleotides. The record is from the annotation of a GenBank genome assembly. Lineage: Eukaryota; Metazoa; Nematoda; Chromadorea; Rhabditida; Rhabditidae.
AUGAGCACACCAUGGGAGCGCAGAAGUGCGGCCAACUCGUCCAACUCGUCCGGAUCGUCGUUCCAGCUCGCGAAUCGCUCUUUUGAAGGCGGUUAGUGAGAACAUGGGAACUUUGUUAGCAGCAAGCAAUUUGCCUGUUUAUCAUUGAAUUUAGUUCAGAAACUCCGGCUUUUUCGUCUUAGUUUAUCAAAAGAGAAAUAGUCUUUUCGAGAGGACUCGUUUCAGCCACCGGCGCAUUUGACCUCUCGCUGCUGCACAACAACGCGACGCCGAAGCCGUCGACGAAGCUGCUGGCCCUCCGCCCGUCACGUCAUCACCACAACGUGUUCACCGACCCGGACAGCUUCUUCUUCAACGCCUCCUCCGCCGGCCACGCGCACGCCGACGACUCGUUCUCCUCGGUCGGCGAGCACUCGUUCGUCGGAAACUUCCACGCUUCGACCGUCCGUUCGACGCGUCUGCUGCCCGCCUACGCGGCCGAUCCGACGGGCACGAUCCGGGCGGAUCUGACCGUCGAAGAUGUGCUCCGCAGCGGACAACUCCUUGAUUUCGUGUUGGAUCGACACGGCGCCAAGUUUUUGGAGGCGAGCUAUCCGGAGGACGCGAACGACGAGAUGCACCGCGCAAUGUUCGAGAAGCUGACGGAGCAGAAGGAAGUGUUCGCGGGGCUGUGCAAGAGCGCCACCGGGAACUUCAUCGUGCAGAAGCUGAUGGAGCACUCGACGGUCGACGAGCAGAACGUGAUGCUCGACGGAAUUAUCGAAGGAGGACUCAUGGACAUGUGCAGGGACAAGUUCGCGUGCCGUGUCGUCCAGUUCGCCAUUCAGGUAGGCGUCUUUUCAGGGGCGAUCGGGCCCAGGUCACAAUUUGUUGGAUACCUGAAGUUCAAUUGAUCUGGUUUCGAGCUUUAAAUGCCUCGUGCGAAUCUGACGGACUACUGUGCCGUCCGGUGCGAAUCAUUUUUGCAUUCUCUCCCUUCAAAUCCCUCUUUUUCAGAAGUUCGAGUACUCGACACGCGCGCGUCUCCUCUCCGCCCUUUCCUCGCUGAACCUGGUCCGUCUGUGCACCGACCAAUGCGGAAUCCACGUGAUCCAACGUAUCGUGAAGCAGUUGCCGGUGCCGCAAUGGACGUUCUUCGUCACUUUUCUGUGUCUGGCCGACAACCUGAUGUCCGUGUGCCAGGACAAAUACGGCUGUCGGCUGGUGCAGCAGGCGAUUGACAAGAUGGCCGAGCAGCCGAAAGCGCCGUGCUUUCCUUUCCGCCUCCAGCUGCUGCACUCGCUGAUGACGUGCGUCGUCCGCAACUGCUACCGGCUCUCGUCGAACGAGUUCGCCAACUACGUCGUGCAACACAUUGUCAAGUCGUCCGGAGUGAUGGAAAUGUACCGCGACACGAUCAUCGACAAGUGUCUGCUGCGCAACCUGCUCUCGAUGUCGCAGGACAAGUACGCGUCGCACGUCGUCGAGGGCGCGUUUCUGUUCGCGCCGCCCACGCUUCUGACCGAAAUGAUGGACGAGAUAUUCGACGGAUACGUGCGCGAGGCCGAGUCGAAUCGCGACGCUCUAGACAUUCUACUCUUCCACCAGUUCGGAAACUAUGUCGUCCAGCAGAUGAUCACCAUUUGCACAUCGGCGCUCAUCGGAAAAGAGUGAGUAGGUUUCCAGAAGUCAAAAAUGCAACAGCUAAUAGAAAGUUGCUGUAGUUUUUGUUUUGAGUCCUGAAACUAUGGUCAGAUCAGUUACCAUGUCCCCCGGUCCAUUGGAACUAUGCUGUUCCCUUCCAAACCAUUGUGCUUUUCAGAGAACGCCAACUGUCGUCUGCUGAAUACGCGCAGUACUCCCGCUGGUACGAACGCAUCAAAUCGCGAGUGGUCCGCCACGCGUCACGGCUCGAGCGCUUCUCCUCCGGCAAGAAGAUCAUCGAUUCGGUGGCGAGGAUGUCCGUGUUGUCGCCGCCGAUUCCGCCCACGCCGGCGCCGUCGCUCAUGAACCUGACCGCCCAAUUCGACGCGCUCUUCCCGUUCCCCUCGUUUUUGGCGCGCGGAUCCGCAAGCGGAAGUGGUGGCGGCGGAUCGCUGAUCCUUUGA